AUGGCCAGGUAUAAGAAAGCGACAUUCAUCGCUAUCUUCGGUUUGGGGGCAGUAACGUGCGUCAUCAGCAUUAUGCGCAUCUCCAUACUGUCGACAAUGAACUUUGCCGACAUCACCUACUCGAUUCCCCGUGCCAACAUCUUCAGCGGUCUAGAACCCUGUCUCGCUGUCAUCCUCGCUUCGGUCCCUAUGAUGCGCCCUCUCCUUGGGCGUUCAACAUACACACCUGAAGUGACAGCUUGCCCGUCGGAUAGGUCUUCAUCCGCGUCUAAAAGAUCGAGGUCUACCGACGAUAGCGAGUUUCAGCCGCUCAAGGAUGACUCGAGUGAGCUUUGUUUGCGGCCAGUUGGCCCAAAGCACGAGGUUGGCGUCGCAGUUGUGAAGUUCACAGACAUGAGAAAGCAAUGUUGCGGGGGCAAAACUUCUCUUGAAACAGAGCCAAUCCCGGCUAUAGAUCGGAAGCAUAAUACAAUCCCGUGGGUUACUGAUGCUCCUGAUUACUUCCAGGGUUAUGGGGCCAAGGCCAUUGGCGCUAAAGACGCGACAACAACCUAUGGAAUCAACUGUCUCUCGGACAGAACGGCUUGCCACAGAUUUACUCCAGAUCUGACCGUUAUCUAUGGACCUAGCACAUACGACAUGGUUGCCAAUGGCUACAAAUUCGAUUUUACCUCGGGUUGCACUCUCAUGGGGUCUCCAGCACCCACACGCGCAUCCUGCACAGAAACGAAGUCCUCGCAUGAAAAUAGUGCUAUCGACUCGGCCACAGUGCUUGUUCCAGCCACGGGUGCCGAUUCCACUCUCGGGGUUUUCCCAGCAACCUUGAUCGUGACCGAUACUGGAGAUUUCCCUGCGCCUACCGCCACUGAAACUACAGCCUCUGCCAAUUCCGAUGUUUCAACUGGCGAUGCAAUCUUGACUACUGCGCCUUUGACUCCAACUGGUAACCAGGUACUUCCAACCCCACCUCCCUCAUCUGGGUUGCUGAACUCGACAGCUAUAACAACUGGCGUCCCAACUUAUUUUGGGAAUGGAACUUCGCCAGCUAAUAAUCAUGGCGCGACAGUGACUGUCACUGUUCUGGCCAGCUCCAUUCCGUGUCACUGUGAAUGCGAUUGCAGACAAAAUCAGACUGCUCGUGCCACUGUCACCGUCCCGUUGGAGACGAAAAAUGACGCAGUCAAGACCGCUGCUCCUGUGGCAUUGUGUGGAGUUAUUGCCGGCGCUAUGUUCUGGAUUUGA
Messenger RNA from Penicillium griseofulvum, 1242 nucleotides. RefSeq lists its product as uncharacterized. The coding region runs from base 1 to 1242 and encodes 413 amino acids. The transcript is spliced from 5 exons. NCBI's taxonomy places the organism in Eukaryota, Fungi, Ascomycota, Eurotiomycetes, Eurotiales, Aspergillaceae. The record is from RefSeq and is a predicted model, not a curated record.